GCGUGGAGCUGAAUGUACGUAGUUUUGCUGAUCUUGUCAGUUGUCAUGAUCCCACGGUCGGCGCUCGCAUUGGAGAGGCGAGUCAUCCAGGACCUUUCACAGCAUUCCAAGAUGACAGUGCUUUGCAGCUAGCUCGAGGCAUGAAUGGGACCGACUAUGUCAGUAAAUUUCUCAACUCCAACCCGGAUGCAGCACCGAUGCUGGUGUCGGCGCUCUUUCGUGCAACAGCAUGCUUCGCCAAUCACCCCCAUGGCGUUAGUGUUGUCAGUGAGCCUGUAUGCCAUUGCCGGGACUUAAAGCUCAGUUCGACUGUCGAUGUGCUGGUGAGCUGCUUGAAGGGACCCUUGGCGCGCCUUACAGAGCACCGUUUCGACUGCAGGGUUGCACAGGCUGCCUUACGAGAGGCAACGCCAGAGCCUCAGCAGUGUUUUGCUUCGGAGCUCCAGGGCCCAGUCAUCAGCAUUUGCCAGCACCUUCAUGCCAAUUUCGCAUUGCAUUUGUGCUUUGAGCUGCUGGAACCUCAUUUUGAUGCAGUCUCAGUCGCAGUUCAAGUCUGUGGUUGCAGUGUCCUGCAGAGGUUGAUUGAGCACUGUUCAUGUGAGCCACCACUCAUCGUUGAAAAUGUCGGGAAACUGCUUGCCAAACAGGUCGACGCGAUCCCAUGCCCAAAGUCGCGGAUCUCGGAUGUCCCUCGUCGAGGCCUGAAUGGGACCGAUGUUGUCAGCAAAUUUUUCAGUUCCAAUCCCGAUGCAGCGCCAAUGCUGGUGUCGGCGCUCGUCCGCGAAGUAGCAUACUUGGCCGGUCACCCCCAUGACACUGGUGUUGUCAGUGAGCCUGUAUGCCCAUGCCAGGACCUAAAGCUCAGUUCUCUUGUCGAUGCGAUUUCGAGCUCAUUGAAGGGCUCCUUCGUGCGCCUUACCGCGCACCGUUUCGGUUGCAGGGUCGCGCAGGCUGCCUUACGAGAGGCCACACAGGAGUCUCCGCAGUGGUUAGUUUCGGAGCCCCAGGGCCAAGACCUCAGCAUCUGCCAGCGCCUUCUUGUUAAUCUCGUGCUGCAAUGGUGCAUUGAUUUGCUGGAGCCUCACUUCCAUGCAGUCCCAGUCGAGGUUCAUGUUGGUGAUUGUCGUGUCCUGCAGCGGUUGAUUGCGCACUGUUCAUGUAUGCCACUCCUUUUCCAACUUGUUGACCCCAUGCCGGGCAUCGUUGAAAAUGUCAAGAAGCUGCUUGCCAAACAGGCCGAUUCGACCCAUUGCCCAAAGCUGCUGAUCUCGGAUGUAGCUUGUGUUGAAAAACUCGCCCGAAGCUCGAGCAAAUGUCUUGACCCCAACCCCACUGCAGCGCCAUUGCUGGUGUCGGAUUUUCUCCCUGCAGUUGCAUGCAUUUCCAGUCACCCCCGCGGCGACGGUGUUGUCGUUGAGUCUGUAUGCCAUGGCCAGGACUUACAGCUCAGCCUUGAUGUCGAUGCGAUUUCGAGCUCCUUGAAGGGCUCAUUGGUGCGCCUUGCCAAGCACCGUGUCGGCUGCAGGGUCGCGCAGGCUGCCUUACGAGAUGCAAGUCUGCGUGCAGUGAGUUUUGCAGAGCCUAGCCAGCAGCUACCUCCUCAGGUGCAGGUGUAUCCUUGGCCNNCGUUUUCCGAGUCUGAGGUGAUCUUCUUGCCUUCCGAGGUUCCUGAGGUGCAGGUGCCUUGCAGCCUCCUUGAGGCUCCUGUCAAUGCAGAGGUCCCAGGUGCCGAAGGCCAGGUCACAGGUGCCAAAGGUCCCAGGUACAUUGCAGAGGUCCGUGAAGAGGUCUCAGGUGCCAAAGGUCCCGCGUGCAUUGCAGAGGUCACAGGUGCCAGAGGUCCCAGGUGCAGUGCAGAAGUCCCAGGUGCCAAAAAGGCAACGCCGGAGUCUCUGCAGUGGCUGGUUUCGGAGCUCCAGGGCCAAAUCCUCAGCAGUUGCCGGCACCUUCAUGCCAACUUCGUGCUGCAUGUGUGCAUUGAGCUGCUUGUGCCUCACUUCGAUGCAGUCUCAGUCGCGGUUCAUGUUGGUGAUUGUCGUGUCCUGCAUUGGUUGAUUGAGCUCGGUUCUUGUAAACCUCAACUUACCCAACCUGUUGAUUCCAUCCUGGGCAUCGUUGAAAAGGUUGAGAGGCCGCUCACCCAACAGGCCGAAUCGACCCUGUGCCCCAAGCUGCGUAGCUUGGAUGCAGCUUGCGUUGCAAGGCUCGCCCGCAGCUUGAAUGAGACCGAUGUUGUUAGCACAUGUCUCGGCCCCAACCCCAAUGCAGCGCCAAUGCUGGUGUCGGACUCAACCGCAUUAAAAAAUGCCAAACUGCAUAGCCUGAAGGGCAAGACUGCAUUUUGCCAGAUUUGGCAAAGAUCUGGCAAAAUCACUUUGGGCCAAUUGACCCCUCAAUUUCUCAGCUCCAACCCCGAUGCAGCGCCAACGCUGGUGUCGGCUGUUUUCCCUGAAGUGGCAUGCUUGGCCAGUCAACCCCACUACGAUGGUGUUGUCGCUCAGCCCGUAUGCCAUGGCCAGGACUUCAAGCUGCGUUCUGCUGUCGACGCGAUGUUGAGCUCCUUGAAGGGCUCAUGGGUGCUGGUUUCGGAGGUCCAGGACCAAACCCUCAGCAGUCGCCAGCACCUUCAUGCCAACUUCGUGAUGCACCUGUGCAUUGAGCUGCUGGAGCCUCACUUUGAUGCAGUCUCAGUCGCAAUUCAUGUUCUUGGUAGCCGAGUCCUGCAGUGGUUGAGUGUGCACGGCUCAUGUGAGCCACAACUUAUCCAGCUAGAUGACUCCAUGCUGGACAUCUUUGAAAACGUCGAGAAGCGGCCUACUGUUCAGGCCGAUUCGACCCUGAGCCCAAAGCCGCGGAUCUCGGAUGUAGCUUGCGCUUUGCAACCGGCCCGCAGCCUAGGCUUAAAGCUUCGUUCUGAUGUCGAUGUGCCGUUGAGCUGGUUGAAGGGGCCCUUGGGCCAACGCCUCAGCGUCUGCCAGCACCUCCGCGCGAACGUCGAUCGUCUCGCUUACCGCAUGCCAUCCUCAGCCGACUUAAUCGUGCGCUCGGCAUCUAAGGUCCCAUCCUCGACUCAGGAGCGUGCCACCACUGACACUAGGCAACAGCCCGCAACAUGGUCAUGCAUCGCUGGCCCCUUGAGAUGGUUGCGUGACGCGGUGAACCGUUGGUGCCCGUUGGAGCCGCGCCUAACCCAGAGCCACGACCCCAGCGUGGGUGUGCGAAUCGGGGAAGCGAGCCACCCCGGCCCCGGCAUGCAGAUUGACCUUGGCAACCUCAACGCGUUGUUGGGGCCGGCCAUUCUGCAACAGAUUCAAGAGCAAAUUCAAAGAGCGGUCGCGCAAGCUGUGCAACAGGCUUUACAAGGUUUGAACUUGGAAGGGGCCUCCUCGGUGCCUGCGUCGCGGGCUUCCGCUCCUAAUGCCCGUCCGACUCCACACGAGAAUGAGGAUGAGGUAACGUUGCCGCCGCCGUUUCUCCACCUGCGUCUACGCCGGAGCUUCCGCGUGAGCCCCGCGCCGGUCAGCGACUUCACCCUUCGGCCUGAAGACUGGGAUGCUCCUAUCGUCACUUUCGAACAGCUGGCGACCUUCAUCGAAAAGGCCAAAGAAGGAACCACGGUAGAGGCUGUCGUGCAUGUCAGCAAGGAACAAGAAGCUGUCACUGCCAGUCUCAUCCGGGGAGCUGGGCGGCCCUACAAAUUCCUGGUUCUUUUCUUGGACAAAUCAGAAGGAUCCCGCCGGACUCCGGGCACGAUUGACGGCAAACUUGUGUUUCGGCAAGCAGUUGUCAAAGAACUUUCGUCGGACGCGGGAGGGUCGGCUCCCAGACCUAAGGGCGCUGGCGCCACCGCUGUUAAGAUGCAGCCGUCCGUUGACACGGUCGUUAUCUUUCUGCGGGUCCUUAAAUCGUUUGCCCCGGCAGAGCAAUGGAAAGGUUUUGGUCUUAACCCGAACAAGACCGUUGUGCAGUGGGCAAGUCAACACCGAGUCCGCGUGCUUGACACUUUCUCCUGGGCUCUUGAGAAACCUCGCGCGGAAGCGGGCGAGCAGUACUACGGCAUGGCACGUGUGCGGAAAAGUGACUUAGAGGCUUUUCUAAAGUUGUCAGGGCAGCAAGGAGUUUUUGUCGACACCGCUCGUCGCCACGGCAUCCAGACCAGCAUCUCCUGGAUUGACAAGCUGCCGGGCGAAACCACUAGCGCCUAUCAUGAGAGGGCCGUUCGCCAGGGAGCCGACCUUGGUGUAGUCGUCAGAGCCAAUAAAUUGGCGUGGCGUAAGAAGCUUGCUGAGGGUGAAGUCGAGAAGCGCAUGUGGCAAAUUGAUGGUCUGCCGAUAGAGUGGGAUGAGGAUGGAGUUACGAAGCUCCUGGAAUCCGCCUUUGCCGAAAUCCAGAUCCUGACCCACAGGCGAACCAAGCUAGGCCAAAACUUCCGGUUCAAGGCUGCUGCGAGCCAAAAAGACAAAGACCUGAUCCCUCUUGUUGCCGAACAGGACGGUAUCACCACGACGUACUGGGCUUCUUGGGCUCUCCCGGCCAAUGUCUCGAUCCGUCGCAAGCCCUUGCCUCGCAAGGCUGUGCCUGUCGCCCAGAUCCCUGCCAUCAAGACCACCACUGUGGCUACCCCUGCUGUCCAGGAGGAAACCCAAGCCCACGAUGGCGACCAGGAUAUGGAGGCUAAGGACAAGCCGAAGCCUGAGCCUAAACGGGUGAAGCAGGAGGUGAAGGUUCCUCCCGAGGACCUUCAGCUCAAACCCAUGCCGAAAGACGGCUCGUGCCUUUUUCACGCCGUCAGCGAGGGUUUGAAGUGGCUGCAAGAUGAGCGGGACUCCCACCCUCGGGUUCUCAGAGCUCAGGUGCUGGAGCACAUGAAGCGCCAUCGCGACACGUACUUGCCAGAAUGGGACAAGAUGGAUCCCAAAGGGCAGCCCUUUUCAGGAACGUUUGAAGAAUACUUGGCUGCCAUGGAGCAACCAACCGCUUUCGCCAGUGACAUCGAGUUCAAAGCAUUGGCUCGGUUGCUGGACAUCAAAUUGGUC
Symbiodinium necroappetens is the source of this 5036-nucleotide messenger RNA. NCBI's taxonomy places the organism in Eukaryota, Dinophyceae, Suessiales, Symbiodiniaceae. The record is from the annotation of a GenBank genome assembly.